GCGUGGCGGAGGCAGCAUGGCGGCCCCCGGGAGGAGAAAACUGGAGGAGCUGAGCCUGGACGAGUUCCUCGCUGCCGGCUCGGACUCGGAGCAUGACGGCGGCUGGGAGGAUGAGGAGGAUGAGGAGGAGGAAGGCGGCCGGGCCCUUAAUGGCACUGCGAGGCAGAGACGGCCGAGCGGGAAGGCGGCCCAGGGGCUGCAGGCACGGCCGGGCAGCAGGAAGAAGGGAAAGGCGUCAGAGCACAAGGAUCAGCUCUCCAGGCUGAAGGACAGAGACCCCGAGUUUUACAAGUUCCUGCAGGAGAACGACCGCAAGCUGCUGGACUUUGACGCCUCGGACAGCUCAGAGGAGGAGGAGGCUCUGCACAGACCCCCUGACACCCUGGAGGAAGCCAGUGACGAGGAUGAGGAUGAAGACGAAGAGCAAGAAAAAGUCAAAAGGAAGAAAGUUUCCCUCAUCCAUGUGAGCUUGAAGAUGGUGGAGGAGUGGAAGAAAGCUGCCCAGAGGAAUCUCACCCCAAAGCUCUUCCAUGAGAUCACCCAGGCCUACAAGGCAGCUGUGGCCACCACCAAAGGGGACAGUGGUGGUGACCCCAGCAAGUUCCAGGUGACUGACACUGCAGUGUUCAACGCCCUGGUGUCCUUCUGUAUCCGGGACCUGUUCCACCUCCUGCACAAGCUGCUGCUCCCCAAAGCCCCCAAGAACAAGCUCAAAAUGGUUCUCCCUUCCACCAGCCCCCUGUGGGGAAAGCUACGACUGGACAUCAAAGUUUAUCUUGGCUGUACCAUACAGCUGCUGUCCUGCCUGACAGAGGCCUCAGUGGGUGCAGCAGUCCUGCAGCACGUCAACUCCACAGUCCCAUACUACCUGUCCUUCCCCAAGCAGUGCCGGGCCCUGCUCAAGCAAACCAUCACUCUGUGGAGCACAGGGGAGGAGACAGUCAGGGUCCUGGCCUUCCUGGUGCUGAACAAGAUCUGCAGGCACAAGAAGGAGGUUUACCUCAGCCCCCUGCUCAAGCAAAUGUACAUUGCCUUUGUGAAGAACUCCAGGUUCACCUCUCCCAACGUGCUGCCCAUGAUCAACUUCAUGCAGAGGACACUGACGGAGAUGCUGGCCCUGGACAGCGCUGCGUCCUACCAGCACAGCUUCAUCUACAUCCGCCAGCUGGCCAUCCACCUGCGCAGCGCCAUGACCCUCAGGAAGAAGGAGAACUUCCAGUCAGUGUACAACUGGCAGUACAUCCACUGCCUGUACUUCUGGUGUCGAGUGCUCAGCACCAUCCACCCCAGUGAGGUCAUGGAGCCCCUCAUCUACCCCUUGACACAGGUCAUCAUUGGCUGCAUCAAGCUGGUGCCAACGUCUCGGUUCUACCCCCUGCGCAUGCACUGCAUCCGUGCCCUCACGCUGCUGUCGCAGAGCACCAGGACCUUCAUCCCCGUGCUGCCCUUCAUCCUGGAGGUUUUCCAGCAAGUGGAUUUCAACAAGAAGCCAGGACGGAUGAGUUCCAAGCCCAUCAACUUUGCUGUGAUCCUGAAACUCUCCAAUGCCAACCUGCAGGAAAAGGCCUUCAGGGAUGGGCUCAUUGACCAGCUCUAUGACCUGCUGCUGGAGUACCUGCAUGGCCAAGCCCACAGCAUUGGCUUCCCAGAGCUGGUUCUGCCCACUGUCAUCCAGCUGAAAUCCUUCCUGAAGGAGUGCAAGGUGGCCAACUACUGCAGGCCCAUGAGGCAGCUGCUGGAGAAGCUGCAGGAGAACUCAGCCCACAUCUGCAGCAGGAGGCAGAGAGUGACCUUUGGGGUGGCCAGCACGGCUGCUGUGGAGCAGUGGGAGAAGCAGCUGAAGGAGGAGGGCACGCCCCUGAGCAGGUACUACACGCAGUGGAAGAAGCUGAGGGAGAAGGAGAUCCAGCUGGAGAUCAGUGGCAAGGAAAGGCUUGAGGACUUGAACUUCCCAGAAAUCAAACGCAGGAGGCCGGAUGAGAGGAAGGAGGAGGAUAAGAAGGAAUUCAAGGAUCUCUUUGAGCUGGACAGUGACUCUGAGGAGGAGAAUGGUGGAUUCUCUGUGAAAGGGAAGGGCACAGCCUCAGAUGACAGCUCAGAAGCCAGCAGCAAGGAGUUUGGGGAGGAGGAUGAUGAUGAAGAAGGAAAUUACGAGGUGGAGGAGGACGAGGAGGAAGAGCUGGAAGAGGACAGCGAGGCAGAGGAGGAGGGCAGGGCAGGAGCCCAGCGUGCCCAGGGUGCCCGGGGUGCCCAGCAGAGGCGGAGCUGCCCCCGGGGCCUGUCCCGCUCGGACCUGCAGCAGCUGGCACAGGGAGGGGAGGACCUGGUGCAGGACCUGGAGUUUUCUGAUGAGGACUGAGCAGCCCAGCCCUGUCCAGCCCGAGCCCUGCAGCACCUGGAGCUCAGCUGGGACCAGCCCCACAUCCACAGCCUGGACUCUGCAGCUCAACUUGGACUUCUCCGGCUUUUUCUACCAGUUCUGCUUUUGGUACCAAUAAACCCGAGGCCGAGCCAAGGCCAGUACAAACUGCUCAGCAGAGGGAAUAAAACCCCAUUAAAAUCUGCUUUCAAUAGCACAGGGUUCACUUCCAGCUCCUGCUGAGUGAGCUGAGCAAGGGCAGGGUGAGGGUUUGUCCAAGGUUCCCCCUCUCUGCCCCAGCAGCCACCCCAGAUUCAGCUCUGGGGCCAUCCCAGAGUGCCUUAAGGACUGCAGAGACUCCACCAGAGCUUUGCAGCUUCCCUGGAAGCCCUGAUCAGUUCAAGCUGCCCCAGGUGUGCUGCAGAAGGAAACUUUCAAUUAAAGUUUCUUGGGUUAGGGACGUGCAGGCAUGAAGGAAUAAAGAAAGGCAAAACCGAUAAUUUAGGAAACAGUGCCCAGGUGAGAACUGCACCACUUUAACUGUAAAAAAAAAAAAUCACUUUGUAGAGGAUUUUAACUUACCUGUCAUUCCCAAAGAGAAAGGAAUUCCCUUUUUCUCCUGGCUCUAACUUGGCUGCCUUGUGCCAGCUGGGAGCCAAGCCUGGAUGGGAUUCCAGGCAGGAAUGUGGAAAGGAAGGACAGAGACUGCUUGGGUAAAGCCAGGUACCAUCUGUAAAUUAAGUGUUUUUCUUUUUUAUUUAAAUUGAUUGCUGGAAAGCAUUUUUAUCGUGAUGUGAUGGAUAAUGAAUUUUUUUUCCUUUUUUUACAAUAUAAAGAAGCUAAAGUACCACCAAAGCUAUUCUGUAAGAAAAACGGCAGCACGUGCAACGUUUAAACAAAAAAACAAACCCAAAAAUAAAAAGGGGAUUGGGGGGGAGGAGAGGGAGAGAGAGAAAAGUACCACAUGUGAUUGUUGCUCACAACUGUACAAGUCACAGGAGGUCACCCCCAGCAGUUCCCAGCUCAUUCACAGUAGUAAAAACUGCCCAUUGCUUCAGCCUGGCCCCCUCCCUGCAGCCAGGCCUGGGGGGGCAGGGUCUGUCUGGUGGGCCACAGCAGCCAGAUGUGCACUGAGCCACCUCUGGAGCCAGCAGCCAGGUGUGCACUGAUCCACCUCUGGAGCCAGCAGCCAGGUGUGCACUGAUCCACCUCUGGAACCAGCAGCCAGGUGUGCACUGAGCCACCUCUGGAACCAGCAGCCAGGUGUGCACUGAUCCACCUCUGGAACCAGCAGCCAGGUGUGCACUGCUCCACCUCUGGAGCCAGCGGCCAGAUGUGCACUGAGCCACCUCUGGAGCAAGCAGCCAGGUGUGCACUGAUCCACCUCUGGAGGAAGCAGCCAGGUGUGCACUGAGCCACCUCUGGAGCAAGGCUGCACACACAGGAGCCUCCUCCCCCAGAGCAGCUGCUGCUCCUGGGCCCGACCAUCCCAGGGAAAUCCAUCCAGCCCUGCAGGGCUGGGGCACGGGCACCGUCCCCGCUCUGGGCACUGCCAGGCCCCCGUGCCAGGGCAGGGUGGCUCUGUACCAUCCGCACGAAGUAAACAUGGACGGGAACUUGCCUUCUGUCCUUUUGUUUUUUUUGUCUCUCUUUUUUUUUUUGUCUUUUUAUCCUUUUUGUCUGUCUUUGGUAUUGUUUUCAAAGUUGCUAGAGAUGCAUAGAACACCUGAAUGAGGACGUGAGCCCGGUUGCAGGGAGGAGGAGAGCCUGGCUGGGGUGCCCGUGGCUGGGACUGUUUGCUCGAGGUACCGGGGCAGCAGCAGAGCCCCUUCCCCUCCCCGUGGAGGCAGAGAGCAGCCUGUCCGUGCCUCCCUGCAGGGCUCUGCAGCUCCACUGAGCAGCGUGGAAGGGACGGCAACGCUGCCUCCAUCCUCCAGCAUCCUUCUCUUCACUUGGCGUCGUCCCACGACAACAUCUUUGGAUCAUUUUCCUUCCUUCCCUUUCAAUCUUUUUUUUUCUUUUUUUUUUGACAGUUCAGAAAUCUCCGUGGUUCUUCUUUUAUUUUCCCCGAACAAAUAAAAAAAAGCAAACGCAUAUCCAAAAUAAAAAAACCACCCGAAAGAGACCGUUCCCGCGGCGGGGGC
Melospiza georgiana is the source of this 4503-nucleotide messenger RNA. RefSeq names its product NOC2 like nucleolar associated transcriptional repressor (gene NOC2L). Gene Ontology annotation, biological process: negative regulation of transcription by RNA polymerase II; ribosomal large subunit biogenesis. The record is from RefSeq and is a predicted model, not a curated record. NCBI's taxonomy places the organism in Eukaryota, Metazoa, Chordata, Aves, Passeriformes, Passerellidae. Gene Ontology annotation, cellular component: nucleolus; Noc1p-Noc2p complex; Noc2p-Noc3p complex. The coding region runs from base 17 to 2359 and encodes 780 amino acids. The transcript is spliced from 19 exons. Gene Ontology annotation, molecular function: transcription corepressor activity; histone binding.